Molecule: messenger RNA, 1812 nt
Organism: Nymphaea colorata (pocket water lily)
Lineage: Eukaryota; Viridiplantae; Streptophyta; Magnoliopsida; Nymphaeales; Nymphaeaceae
Product: serine/threonine-protein kinase SAPK10-like
Exons: 9
Coding region: 382-1464 (360 amino acids)
Biological process (GO): intracellular signal transduction; protein phosphorylation
Cellular component (GO): nucleus
Molecular function (GO): ATP binding; protein serine/threonine kinase activity
Source: RefSeq, a predicted model, not a curated record
AGAGAGUGUGUGUGUGUGUGUUUGUGCAGAGAGAACGGAUCCGAAUCUGUCCCUGGGGGUGGAAAAGCAAGCAGGUCACGAGAGGGAUCUCACUUCCUUUCUUUCUUCUCGCUCUCGCUCGGACUCGUUUCGUUUGCCCUGGAGCAGAGGGAGAGAUCGUUUUCAGUUUUCACAGGUGAACGCUUCACGGGGUUUCGGAUCCGUAUCGCUCCUUUUACUUAUUCUAGUUUCUCGGUCGCUACUUUAGCUGCCAGCUUGAUUUCCACGCUGUGUGCUUGAUUUGCCGAAAUCGGAAUUUCCGGCUGGUUUCUCGGCGGAAUGUGGUGGAGCGGGUAGGAGCAGGUGUUCGCGGCUCUGUUCAUCCACCUUGCCUCCGGCGACAUGGCUCGGCCUCCGGCUUCCCUCGCACUUGGAAUGGAUAUGCCUAUCAUGCACGACAGCGAUAGGUACGAGCUCGUCCGGGACAUCGGCUCCGGGAAUUUCGGCAUCGCGAGGCUGAUGAGGGACAAGCAGACGCAGGAGCUCGUGGCGGUCAAGUACAUCGAGCGCGGCGAGAAGAUUGACGAAAACGUGCAGAGAGAAAUUAUAAAUCAUAGAUCGUUGAGGCAUCCAAACAUUGUUAGAUUCAAACAGGUUAUAUUAACACCGACGCAUUUGGCGAUCGUUAUGGAGUAUGCAGCUGGUGGGGAGCUUUUUGAGCGCAUCUGUAAUGCUGGACGCUUCAGCGAGGAUGAGGCUCGGUUCUUCUUUCAACAACUAAUCUCGGGCGUUAGUUAUUGCCACUCUAUGCAAGUUUGUCAUCGUGACCUGAAGCUCGAAAACACCCUCUUAGAUGGGAGUGCAACUCCUCGCCUGAAGAUCUGUGACUUUGGUUAUUCAAAGUCAUCUGUGCUGCAUUCACAGCCAAAGUCUACUGUUGGAACUCCUGCAUACAUUGCUCCCGAAGUAUUGCUCAACAAGGAAUAUGAUGGAAAGAUUGCUGAUGUAUGGUCGUGUGGGGUAACACUCUAUGUCAUGCUGGUAGGCGCCUACCCUUUCGAGGAUCCUGCAGAGCCCAAAAAUUUCAAGAAGACUAUACAGAGAAUUGUGAAUGUUCAAUACUCUAUUCCUCAAUACGUUCACAUCUCCCCAGAGUGCCAGCACCUAAUCUCGAGGAUUUUUGUCCCUGAUCCAGCAGCGAGAAUUACGAUCCCUGAGAUCCAAAAACAUGAAUGGUUUCUAAAGAAUCUUCCAGCAGAUCUCAUGCAAGAACACAGGAUGAACUUUGAGGAGCCAGAUCAACCCAUGCAGAGCGUGGAUGAUAUCAUGCGGAUAAUAUCAGAGGCUACAAUCCCUGCGUCUUGCGAUCGGGUCGGCCAGUUCCUACCAGGAACUUUCGAGCUAGAUGACGACGAGAUGGAUGAUCUAGAUUCUGACCCUGACCUUGAUGUUGACAGCAGUGGUGAGAUUGUCUAUGCAAUGUGAUCGUAUCAAUGUUACGGAUGGCACAGCUUAAGCAGUUAUUUUGCUAUUCACGUUACGCCUUUGAAAGCAAGGGCCAUUAAUCACCGUAUUAUGCAGCUUUCUGGUUCGCUUGGUUGCAUGCGUAAUGUGUUAGAAUUAUUUUGUUCUGGAAGUUAGGCUGCAUGCAGAAUUUGGUUUUAUCCUCGGUGCCUUUAAUGUGCGGUUGCUUCACGAUGAUGGUGAGAAGGAUCGGUUACUCUAAUUUUUCUUCUGUAUAUCUCCAUUGGGUCUUCAUGCUCGUCUUCUUAUUAACAAGAAGCGUAUAUUUAUGGAGACUAUUGAUAUUAAAGAUAAUAAAAUUAGUGUUAA